AAGUGUUAGUUAGUUGUGGCAGUCUCUACAUAGCCCCCCCUCCCCCUCUCCCCAAAUUUCUAUAUAUUGGUGCCUAUCCCCUCUGCAUUUUCUUCACUCAAGCGCUUCACAUUUCCUCUCCAAACCUGUUCUUUUUUAAGAUUCACUCUCUCCAUGAAAAUGGGUCUCGCUGGGUUUUUCUUGGUGGGUUUUCUUGCAAUGGUCUCGUCCGUUCAUGGGUAUGAUGGAGGGUGGGUCAAUGCUCAUGCCACCUUCUAUGGAGGGGGUGAUGCUUCUGGGACAAUGGGUGGAGCUUGUGGGUAUGGGAACCUGUACAGCCAAGGGUAUGGGACAAACACCGCAGCUCUGAGCACAGCUCUGUUCAACAGUGGGUUGAGCUGUGGUUCUUGCUAUGAGAUUAAGUGUGUGAAUGACGGCAAAUGGUGCCUGCCUGGCUCCAUUUUGGUCACGGCCACCAAUUUCUGCCCACCAAACAAUGCUCUUCCUAAUAAUGCUGGGGGCUGGUGUAACCCUCCUCAGCACCACUUUGAUCUUUCUCAGCCUGUCUUCCAGCACAUAGCUCAGUACAAAGCUGGAAUCGUUCCUGUGGCUUACAGAAGGGUACCCUGCAGGAGAAGGGGAGGCAUAAGGUUCACCAUCAAUGGACACUCCUACUUCAACCUAGUCCUCAUCACAAACGUGGGUGGUGCAGGUGAUGUCCAUGGCGUUGCCAUCAAAGGGUCCAGAACUGGGUGGCAGGCAAUGUCAAGGAACUGGGGCCAGAACUGGCAGAGCAACACUCUCCUCAACGGCCAGAGCCUCUCCUUCAAGGUCACCACCAGUGACGGCAGAAGUGUGGUCUCCUACAACGUGGCCCCAGCCAGCUGGUCCUUUGGUCAGACCUACAGCGGUGCUCAAUUCCGCUAGACACUCCCAUGUGCCUGUGCCUGCCACUGCCCUAUACUUUACCCAUAUUUUGCUUGGACUUUAUUAUCUCUCUUUCCCAUUAUAUAUAUUGUAUCUGUAGGGUAUGACUCUUUUAGUAUACUAGGGUUAUUAGAUUUAGUAUACUCUUAAGUAUGGGGGGUCAGUCUCUGACUUCUUGGGGUUCGAAAUGAUCAGGGCUUAUUUUAAAUGGCCCUUUAAUCAUUUUAAAUUUAAAUGGUCUUGUUGUAUUGUUGUAGGGUACCCUAUAUUUGGGAGUCCCCUCACUGUUCUUACUGUCUCUUUUUGUUUCCCCCCCUUCUGUUGAGAUGCAGAAGUAGGCAGAGGUGGACUAUUUACCACCCGCCAGUAGUAUUUGAGUAGUUUUUGUGUUUGUUUUUUUGGGAGGGGAGUAUUUAGGAUUAGUUUAAGGUCAUUGUAAUCAGCUUCUGCUGACUAUUUCCUUAUCCUGGGUUGUUUAUGUUUGAGCUGUAUUGGGAAUGAGCAAGUGUAAACUUUCAGUUUCCAGUAUUAAUGAGAAAGUGUGCUAAUUUUUAUGA
Molecule: messenger RNA, 1463 nt
Organism: Carya illinoinensis
Lineage: Eukaryota; Viridiplantae; Streptophyta; Magnoliopsida; Fagales; Juglandaceae
Product: expansin-A15
Exons: 4
Coding region: 154-906 (250 amino acids)
Biological process (GO): plant-type cell wall organization
Cellular component (GO): extracellular region
Source: RefSeq, a predicted model, not a curated record